UCAAUGAAUAAAAAUGUAAUAUUGACAAAUUUAACAGAAAUUGUAGACCUUUAAUCUUUUCCAAAAUGUCAACAGACACUUAACUUCAAUUAAGUAUGAAACAUUUCACAGUUUAACUUUCUGGUUGAUGUACAUUUCAGAGCCUCUUCAGUGUGGAUGGGGUAUAGCAUACAUUUUCAACAACAAAGACUGCACUUCCAGUUUGUGUUCUUUGCUCUGUUGAACUAUUUGUCUUCAUUCCUAGGCACAGCACAUGGAACCACAGUUGGCAUGCUGGAGCUAUUGAAAUUCUACAUUUUGAAAAAUGUAUGUAAAACCAUAUGAGAUGGAAAUGGACAAACGAAAGGUGGUGCUAUGUGUAGGGCCACUGAGUGGACAUUCUGAACCUUGAAUUGAAGUCACCAGGUCACAUGACCAAGGAGCUAUUGAAAUUCUACAUUUUGAAUAAUUCAUGUAAAACCACAUUAGAUUAAAAUUGACAAACUAAAGGGUGUGCAAUAUAGAAGGGUAGUCAGUGGACAUUCUGAACCUUGUUUGAAGUCACCAGGUCACAUGACCAAGGAGCUAUUGAUAUUUUAAUGUAAAAAAAAAGUUUGCACUUUGUUUACGCUCCCUAACUAAUUCAACUUGGAAUACAAAAUGCUGCUCACAUUUCCACAUGUUUAUUAGCUUUGGAAAGCAUAUUAAUGUCCAAAUCGUGAAAAUAAGACGUGUGCAUUGUUGUGCGCAAUUUUUCCAACAUCAUGACACUUAUUUGGAGGCUGUGGCUUAAGUGGUUUAGAAAGCUAUUGAGGUUUGAAAGCGCGAACAUCCGUCGAAUAUCCAACUUGAAACUGGCUUUACCUCGGUAUAUUAAAUGAGCAAAUGCCCCCUAUGGCAGGUAUAUAAUCAGUGUGGACUGAAAAUAUCCCACAACCUAGAUCAUCAAGACCAACAAUCGCAAAUCCUCUGGAGAAGAGAACUGCUUAGUGGAUCCAUGGCAUCCAAGGAGCUCAUCAAAGCUACAAGUAGCUUAACCAAGGCAUCUCAAUGCAGAGAGGACACUGCAAUCCUUACUCAAGCUCAUGCUAACUGGGAGAACUACUUGACUCCAGCCCCAAUGUCAAUAGCCUUCCUGGGUGAGCUAGUCUUCAUCUCCUCCAAACAAGACUUCUCUAUCAGGGAUGGAAAUCCAGAAGGCGGAUUCAAGUUCAUCAAAUAUCCUGAUUCAUUCCGUGCCUGUCUCAUGCAGGUGUGCAAUUCAGGUUGGCGAGCCUUUAACCAAGCCCACAAGAGCAUGGACCAGAUUUUCUUACACACACAAAAUGUGCCAACAUACAUCAAGAGAACUGUACAGAUACUUCUCCAGAAUGAUGAUGUACUUGUUAAAAGCCUUCUCCCUGAUACAUUAGAUAGCAUUGCCAACAUAUCAACCAGCUGUGUAGAACUGGCCAAAUCUGUUGAAAGUAAGUUCCUUGAUGUCACUGAAUUGAUUACAGAGCUUCUAGAGACCUGCACAUGCGCCAAACAGAAAUAUGGCAGUCACCUGAAAGAGGUUAGGGAGAUGCUGGAGGACGAAAAAUGCAAGAAAACCAUGCUACAGGAGGAAAAUAGACAAGCUGAAGAGGCAUUUAAUAAAUAUGGCAAGAAGCUUGAAGAGGCUAAUAAAAACUUCCAAAAGGCUAUCGACUCCAUGCCGUCAGGAUGGGACGUCAUCGGAAUGAACUUUGUAGAGGGAUUCACCAAUUGUGUUAACUCUUUAAUUGUAGGAGCAACAAAUGCCACAAUUGCAGCGGACAGUAGUGAUACACAUACAAAAUAUGAUACAUCAGGAAGUCCAAAAGACAUGUUUGCAACAAACAAUAUAGUUAGCAAGUCUUCUAUGCUUCUUGCUAUUGCCCAAUCCUUAGUUGGCCUUAUUCAAAAGGAUCAAAUCGAAUGGUCAAAGUUUUUAGAUGAAAAGACAGGACAGUUGAUUGUUGAUUGGUUGAAGACACAAAUCGAAGAUGUGCAGUCAAACAUAAAAGACGUAGACCAAUGUCCCGUAAAACCUCAGGCAGAGAAAAUUUGUGAACAGGGCAUUACCAUCUGCUCUGACCUAAGUGCAUUGGCUCCUGAGGGCAAGCAUGACGAUGAGGCCAAGAACAAAGAACUGAUCCAGAGAAUCAGGAAGCUAAUGACCUCUGCACAGAAGUUUGAUUCCUCAGGAAAAAAAUACACAAAAACAUCUGCCUUUUCUGUUAAUCCGCCCGGAAUGAGCAAAGCACGAAGCGCAAGCUCAGGAUCUGCAAGUCAGACUGCGACAGAAAAUGCCCACUUCCGCAUAGAGCAGAUGAAAGCCCAGCUUGCACUAGCCAGCGAGAUGUAUGAAAAAUCCCUGGAAAAAAUGGAGGAAAAGAAAAUAAGGCUAGCCGAAACCCUCAACAAAAUGAGACAACUUCAUGUAGAGGAAAUUGACUUUGACACCACCAUCAGGAUUCUGGCUGAAGGUCUAAAUGCAAUGGGAGAGCUGCAGGAGAAAUGGCAAAAGAUGGUGCAAUUCUUCCAGAUGGUGUCAAACAUCAUUGACACCUGUCUGAAGACAUCCCUGCAGGAUUUUGUCAAAACAGCCAGGAAUCCACACCUGAAAUAUGACUCAAGUAUGUUCUUGAAGGAUAUGAUAUACCAACAGGCAUUUCAAGCUUCCAACAUUGCACACCUGGUGAAUAUGAUCUCUGGAACCUACACUGAGGUCUCCAGCAAGUACUUGAUGGACAGAGUUGGCAGCCUAGGAAGACUCAUGGCUUUGGAUCCCAAAGACCCACGUUUCAAAGCUGAACGGCAAAUAUUUGCUGCAUCUUGUGAUGACGCCGAACAUGAAAUCAAAGCUCUUGUCCUGAAGAACAAGGAACUUCACAAGGCAAGGACCAAAGCAAGACUUGAGAAAAUUGAAUAUGAGCUAAAUGCAGUAUUACCCCCACCAUCUGAAAAGGAAACAAAUAAACUGCGAGAGAUAGUGACCUCUGGAUUCCAGGACAACCCAGAGGAUAUUGAUCAGUUUGAAUGAAGAUUUAUGGAGGUAGUUGAGUCUAAUCAAUCUCCCCCCCAUCCCAUGCCUUAAAGACUGUGUUCACACAUGAAGCCCAAUUCUGAUGUUUUGCCCAUUUAUUGGUGAAAGAGCUGAUCUGAUUGGUCAAAAGACCAAUUUGUUGAAAAAUAUCAGAAUUGAGCUCUCUGUGUAAAAUCAGUGCCUGGAACUGCUUUAUGGAAACUAGCUGUGCCUUUUGCAAAAAUCUGAAUGUUUUAUACAUUUUUUGUUGUUGUUGCUGUUUGGAUAACAUCUGGAUAAUAUUCAAGUAGGCUACUGUAUAUCUUCCUAUACUAAUAAUAGCCAAUGAGAAUAUGAUUAAGGCAGGAGACUCCAACUAUAUGAUUAUUGGUAAUAAACCCUUAUUCAAAAAUAAAACUUUAUAAAAUGCCAAACCAAUGAAACGUGUCAUGUAGAUGCCCAGCCUUCAUCUUCCAUGGCUUAGUCUCUUAGUUUGUUGUCAACAUUUAUUUUCUUGAAUUAUUGUAUUAUUUCUACUGAUAAAUACAUUUUAGUCCAAUAUUUGUUUUUUAUUUCAAUGACAAAAAAACACUUAUUUUCUUAUUAAAGUAAGAUAUAUGUUGCAUGUGUGUGUGUGUGUGUGUGUUAAAUCAAUUGUGAUCUGUUUUUUUUUGUGGGGAGGAUGUAGUUAAAAAGAUUAACAAUGUCACGGAUGUUGAAUUUAUUGCUUAAUGCAUGUUCAAUAAAGUCAAGUGUUAAAGCUGCUGUA
Messenger RNA from Oncorhynchus mykiss (rainbow trout), 3776 nucleotides. RefSeq lists its product as uncharacterized. The record is from RefSeq and is a predicted model, not a curated record. NCBI's taxonomy places the organism in Eukaryota, Metazoa, Chordata, Actinopteri, Salmoniformes, Salmonidae.